AUGGCGGUCAUGUGUGUUGCGUCAUGGAUUUUGUGUGUUCUGCUAGCUGCCCGUGGUGGUUUAGGAGCCAUUAGAAAAGACAUUUUCAUAUUGGGUGGACAAAGCAACAUGGCUGGUCGUGGAGGUGUUAAAGGGGGCAAAUGGGACGGUAAUGUUCCACCGGAGUGCAAGUCCAACCCAUUUAUUUUGAGGCUUAAUGGAAGGCUUCAAUGGGAGGAGGCACGUGAGCCUUUGCAUGAGGACAUUGAUGUGGGUAAAACAUGUGGUGUUGGGCCCGGAAUGGCCUUUGCAAACGAGGUUGUCAAAGCAAGUGGUGUUGGGUGUGUGGGUCUUGUCCCCUGUGCUGUGGGGGGAACUAGGAUUGGAGAGUGGAAUAGAGGGUCACGUUUGUACAAUGAUUUGGUGCAACGAUCGAUACACUCCCUGAGGGAUGGUGGUGGCACAAUACGAGCACUUCUUUGGUACCAAGGCGAGAGUGACACGGUGACAGAAGAGGAUGCUGAUGCUUAUAAGCAUAAUAUGGAGACCUUUAUUAGGGACCUUCGCACUGACCUUCAUCUUCCUUCUCUCCUUGUUAUCCAGGUAGCACUUGCAUCAGGAGAAGGCAAGUUUAUAGAGAAGGUUAGACGUGCGCAACUGGGGAUCACACUUCCUAACGUAAAGUGUGUAGAUGCGAAAGGGUUACGCCUCAAGCCAGAUAAACUUCACCUUACUACCAUGUCUGAGGUUCAUUUGGGUAUUCGGUUAGGUCAUGCCUAUCUCUCUUCCAUCACUCACCAAUUUAAUCAUACACAAGUUAGCUAG
Abrus precatorius (Indian licorice) is the source of this 804-nucleotide messenger RNA. Its product is annotated as probable carbohydrate esterase At4g34215. Bases 1 to 804 code for a protein of 267 amino acids. The transcript is spliced from 2 exons. Lineage: Eukaryota; Viridiplantae; Streptophyta; Magnoliopsida; Fabales; Fabaceae. The record is from RefSeq and is a predicted model, not a curated record.